This is a messenger RNA of Talaromyces marneffei, 420 nucleotides long. RefSeq lists its product as uncharacterized. The transcript has 3 exons. Lineage: Eukaryota; Fungi; Ascomycota; Eurotiomycetes; Eurotiales; Trichocomaceae. The record is from RefSeq and is a predicted model, not a curated record. The coding region runs from base 1 to 420 and encodes 139 amino acids.
AUGUCUACGCGCAAGAGGAAGCAAGAAGCCGAAGACGAGGAGGAGCUGCAAGCUCUUCCCAGUGACGAGAGCGAGGAGGAAGAGGAGUACCAAUCCUCCGAUGCUGAGGGAGACGACUAUGACGACAGUGAAGAAGGCUCGGAAGAAGAGGAAGAGGAAGAAUACGAUGAAGAUGAAGGUGGAGAAGAAUCCAAGGAAAACGCCCCAGCUCCUAAAAAGCGCAAAACCGCCCAUGAUGACAAAGCCGAAGACCAAGAAGACGACGACGAAGACGGCGCCGGCGAAGAAUACGACGAAGAAGACGAUGAAGGCACAAACGACACCGCCGACAAGUCUGGAUCAGCUCAAGCCGCGAAGAAGGGUAAGGGUGGUGAUGUGCCCCAGGAAGAUGAUGUGUCGGAGGUGGAGGAUGAGGAUUGA